This is a messenger RNA of Suhomyces tanzawaensis NRRL Y-17324, 309 nucleotides long. It is a transcript of the gene MRPL37, whose product is annotated as mitochondrial 54S ribosomal protein mL54. The transcript has a single exon. Lineage: Eukaryota; Fungi; Ascomycota; Pichiomycetes; Serinales; Debaryomycetaceae. Gene Ontology annotation, cellular component: mitochondrial large ribosomal subunit. The coding region runs from base 1 to 309 and encodes 102 amino acids. The record is from RefSeq and is a predicted model, not a curated record. Gene Ontology annotation, molecular function: structural constituent of ribosome.
AUGAUGAUCAAAAUACUGCAAAUAAUAAGGAGCACCAGACAGUUCAGCACUCUGGUAGCAAGAGUACAAGCUGCUAAGUCAUCCUGUGUCGCUGGAACCAAGCUCAACUUGAAGAUCAGGAAAAAUGGUGAUGAACCAGUUGCAUUGGAAGACUCCGAGUACCCAGAAUGGUUAUGGGAUAUGCUUGAUAAAAAGAAGUGUGAUGAGAAAUUGAAAGAGACUGAUUUCAUGAAGUGGAGAAGAAAGCACUUGGGAAAGGAAAAUGCUAAGAAGAUCAAGAGUAAUAACUUUUUGGCCAAUGUUAAGUAA